AUGGAGCUAGCAUCCCGACGACCAACGGGACAAUUCCUCGCUCCGCCUCGAGCUGAAGAGGCACGUAACAGUAUCAUAAGCAACAUGUCGCGAUUCUGGAGGUCCAGACCGGCACCAGUGAGCUCUGCCGCGUCACAAGGCCGCCCGACGAAGACCUUUGUGGUUCCUCUGUUCAUGUCUGCAUCUCGGUCAUCUGGGAGAAACAAUUUAUUUGCAAGAGGGGCAUUACCGGCAGUUACGAGGACGAGGUCGAGGUCUUCCACACGCUCGGUCAACGAGAUCGAGGCUUCUAGAUCGGUCAUCGCCGAGCCGAUUCAUGUCCACAGAUCACGGCAAAGAGAACGAUCGGAUUUAUACGCCAGCAGUGUACAAGUGGACACGGCCGUGAGCUCCAUCGAUGCUCCAGCGUCAGUAACGGAGACUGCGAGUGGUCUAAACAUGUCCUCGAGAUCUGGAAGUACACGAAUUACAACAAGUUCGCGGAACGGUAGUCAUCGUUCCCAGAAUUCGAGGAGGAGCGCGCGGAGUCGCCAGAUUUUUUCGAAAAGAGCAUAUCGCGAUCCCCAGGUCAAUUCCAAGGCAAAGAUAUGUUUUGCAUUCGGACUGACACUGAUUGUCGCCGUCAUUAUCUAUCUUGUACUUGCCUUUACUGGAGUUGCUCGCAAUACCAUGUUCCACGUCCUAUCAAUCCUAUUGAUCAUCACGCUGACUGGAAUAUUUUGUCACCAACUGAUUCGCAUGUUCAUGUUGAUUAAAUCUCCCAGAAGGCCACGAAGGAGGAUUGCGCAUGGACGACGGCAUGCAACCUCUCAUCGGGGGAAAAGACACGGUGGCGGAGCUGCGGAUGACAUGCCACCGGAGAAGCCCAUUCAGAUCCACAUGUCGAGUGAUGAUGGAUUCGAUCCAGACGUGGAGAUGAUGGGCGACUCAGACGCCAUGCCCGUGCCAGCUGUGCAACAUCCACCACCCGUCUACGGGAAUUUCCGAACCAGCACCGUGAGUUUGUUCCUGCCCAUUCUUCCACGUCCAACCCCUCUAACGCUGUUUUUUUCCAACGCACAGAGAAUGAACCCGGACCUGGUGCACUGGAAACACGUGCCUCCUUCACCGUUGACACCGACCUAUGACGAGGCCUUGAGCGGCGUCCCCGUGACAUUGACCGCGGCGGCAUAUCGACCACCGAGUUACCUGUCCGAGAGUGGAAUGACGCAGGUGCUGGAAAGUCAAGGCCGGGAGGUGGACGCCGCCCUCGACAAUAUUCACCCUUUGGAGAGAGAACGGAUGAGGAAUUUGGCUGCUGAUGCUCUGGAAGGCCGGGGGCCGAAUUGA
Molecule: messenger RNA, 1329 nt
Organism: Exophiala bonariae
Lineage: Eukaryota; Fungi; Ascomycota; Eurotiomycetes; Chaetothyriales; Herpotrichiellaceae
Exons: 2
Coding region: 1-1329 (442 amino acids)
Source: RefSeq, a predicted model, not a curated record